Molecule: messenger RNA, 597 nt
Organism: Kazachstania africana CBS 2517
Lineage: Eukaryota; Fungi; Ascomycota; Saccharomycetes; Saccharomycetales; Saccharomycetaceae
Gene: ARL3
Product: Arf family GTPase ARL3
Exons: 1
Coding region: 1-597 (198 amino acids)
Biological process (GO): protein localization to organelle; intracellular protein transport; Golgi to plasma membrane protein transport
Cellular component (GO): Golgi apparatus
Molecular function (GO): GTP binding; GTPase activity
Source: RefSeq, a predicted model, not a curated record
AUGUUUCAUUUAGCUAAGGGUUUGUAUAAGAACUGGAAUCAAAAGGAACAGUAUUCAGUCCUCAUAUUGGGUCUCGAUAACGCAGGUAAGACUACGUUUUUAGAGCAAUUGAAAAAACAAUAUGAUAUAGCCUCGAAAUCUGCUGAUAGAAUUAAACCAACGGUGGGACAAAAUGUCGCCAUAAUACCGAUAAAUAAAUCAAUUAAUUUGAAGAUUUGGGACAUUGGUGGACAUGAAUCUUUAAGAUCCAUGUGGUCAAAUUAUUAUCCGAAUUGCCAUGGAAUCAUAUUCGUUGUCGAUAGUACAGAUAAUCUUAGAAUUAAUGAAUGUAAAGAUGCAUUGACAAAGCUGAUAACAGAUGAUAACGUCGAAGGAAUACCUAUCUUAAUGUUAGCAAAUAAGCAGGAUAGACCGGAUACGAUGGAAAUUCAAGAUAUUAAAGAAAUUUUUAACCAAAUUGCUGAACAUUUUAAUGCAAGAGACAGCCGUGUCUUACCAAUGAGUGCUUUAAAUGGUGAUGGUGUUAAAGAUGCUCUAGAUUGGCUCCAAGUAAGGUUGGAAAGAAACAAGAAAAAUAGGCCCCCAACUCGUAAAUGA